AUGUCUUUGAUACCAGUUGAAAUUCUUCGUCUAGUUUUUGGACUUUUAUCUAAAGAUAAAAAGUCUCUACGUUCUUGUCUUUUAGUGGAUCGAACAUGGUGUGAAAGUGUUGUUUCGAUUUUAUGGAAUGAUCCAUUUCAAUUUUUGGAUGAACCAUCUUUCUCAAUUAUUCAAACUCUUCUUUCAUGUCUUAAUAAUUCCGAAUUGGCUAUUUUAAAAAACGAAGGGAUCAGUAUAGAGAAUUUAGCAAUGAAUAGGCCCACCUUUGAUUAUGUGGCUUUUAUGAGACACCUAAAAUACGUUAACAUAUAUGAUUCAGCCUUAGUUUGGCUAAUGCAUGAGGGUAAGGAUGCAUCCCUCGGAUUUGUUGUCGCCAGAGAACUUUGUAAGCUUAUAAUUAAUCGUUGUAAGACAAUUCUUACUUUAUCUAUUAGCACAGAAGGCAUGGUAUCUUUUACUGAUAAGAAUGAUUAUGUAUCGAUACCAUGUUUUCCUGGCGCUCGUGAUUGUUUAUCUAAUCUUCAGGAAUUCAUGUGUUGUGGUGCUUACGAUAAGAAAAAGAUUUUUAAGAGUAUGGCUCAGUCAUGUAGAAAUAUUCGACGUUUAAAUGUCGAUUAUUAUAUGGAUGAUCGGACAACUGCCGCUCCUCCGGAGUUGGUAAAACUUAUCAAAAGUCAACAAUGUUUAAUAGAAUUUAAGCUUACUAUGUUUGCUAAAGUAUUUGACAUUGUUUCUGCUUUAAGAAGUCAGGAGAAAACUCUUUCGUAUGUGGAAUUCCGUGGUGUUGAGUUUGGGGAUGAUGUUACUUUUGAGUCACUUGUGAAUUGUACUAAUUUAAAGUAUUUAUCAUUAUAUCAAUGUGACAAUGUGACUAACAAAACAUUAGAACCUUUAACAACUGUAUCUUUCCCUAAUUUGAAAACAUUUAUCUUUAAAGUUAUACCAAAACCUCCUGUUGCUGUAUCUUCAUUUAUUCGCAGUAAUUGUAUUAGUUUACAAGAAUUGGUUUUAGAUUGGCAGCAAGUCACCGAUCCAGAGGAUGAUCCUGAAAUUAUUGAAACUAUCAUUGAGCAUUGUCCUAAUAUAACUUCCUUUGAGGGGCAUUUAAAGGUUCCACAACAAUUAGUUCCUUUUCUACAAGCUUGUUCUCAACUAAAAAGUUUAACUGUUCAUGGUAAAGAACGUGUUAUUGCCGACGAACUCUUACCGCAACUUGGACCAUUAAUUCCUGCGAAUCAUUUUAA
Messenger RNA from Racocetra persica, 1244 nucleotides. The record is from the annotation of a GenBank genome assembly. Lineage: Eukaryota; Fungi; Glomeromycota; Glomeromycetes; Diversisporales; Gigasporaceae.